Molecule: messenger RNA, 2403 nt
Organism: Rotaria sp. Silwood2
Lineage: Eukaryota; Metazoa; Rotifera; Eurotatoria; Philodinida; Philodinidae
Source: the annotation of a GenBank genome assembly
AUGGGUGGUGCAAAUAGUUGUUUUCCAUCUCCAAUUAAUACAAUAUAUACAUUACGUCGUCGUCGUCGUCGUAAUUUAUUAACAAAAAUAAAACAUGACCAAACAAGAUCAAAUAUUCCAAUAAAUACAAAUACAAAUACAAAUACAAAUAAUAAUAAUAAUAAUAAUAUCAAUGCAAUUAAUCUAAAUCAUGCAUCUGAAGAUGAAUUUUUAAUGCUACCUGGUAUUACUCGUCAAAUAGCUCAAAAUAUAAUUCAAUAUCGUCAAUUAAAUAAUGGUUUUAAACGAAUUGAUGAACUUUUAUAUAUUACUGGAAUAAAUCAUGAUUUAUAUGAAUGUAUUCGUUUUGAUAUAACUAUUGAUUCAUCUUCUCAAAAUUUAGUUAAUAAUAAACAAGAAUAUAUUAAUAUUAAUUCAGCAACAUAUAAUCAAUUAUGUACAAUACCUGGCUUAACACCAAUAGUUAUCAACCGAAUAAUUGAACGUCGUGAACGAAAAGGAUUAUUUCGUUUUGUCGAAGAUUUACUUAAAAUAAAAGGUAUUAAUUAUAUUGUAUUAGCUAGUAUUCGUUCAUAUAUUACUGUUGAUGAUCGACAAAUACCAAUAUCAGUUAGUCAAUCAUCAAUACUUGAACCAUCUGUUAAUAAUCUUUAUCCAACAUUAAAUAAAAAUAAUAAUAAUGUUACAUCAGAUUCACUUUCUCUAGCAUCAUUAUUAUUAGAAACUUUACCACCAGAAUUACAAACUAUACUUCUUUCGUCAACAUCAUCACAACAUCCGCAAGUGACGAUAUGUAAAAAUAAACAAACAUAUUUUCGUUUUGCUUCAUGGAAUUUACAACAAUUAACAAAUGAUAAAGUACAAAAUCCAGGUGUAAAAGAAGUCGUUUGUCGAACUAUUCUUGAACAUAAUUUUUCACUCAUUGGUAUUCAAGAAAUAGGAAAUAAAGAAGCGCUUGGUUAUAUAAUUCAAGAAUUAAAUAAUCCAACAAUACCUUUAAUUAAAGAUUGGUCGAAUCGUCAUCAUGGAAAAUGGAACUAUACAAUUAGUGAUGUUGCUGGUCGAAUGUUUCAAGGAAGUGAAUAUCUUGGUUUUAUCUAUGAUGAGUCAAUUGGAAUUGAAUUAAAAAAAGCAUCAUUAUUACCAUUUAAAAAUUAUUUUACGCGUUCACCUUACAUUGUUAUAUUUCGUAUUUAUGAUAAAUAUGAAUUUGUUUUUGUUAAUUUGCAUUUAAAAGCACGAAGAUUAGAUGAAAAUGACAAUGAAAGAACAAAAGAUGAAGCUGCAUCAAUAUCAAUAUUAGCUGAAGCUAUGAGUGAUACUGUUGAACAAAAAUAUAUAAUUAUCUUUGGUGAUUUUAAUAUUGUACCAACAGCAUCAGAAUUUGAUGCAUUAGUUCAACGUAAUUAUUCAUAUGUUAUUAAACAAAAUACAAAUAUUAGUAUGAAAACACCACAAGGAUCUACAUGUAUUGAUAAUAUUUGGCUUUCUGCUGAAGCAAAAGCUUUAACUACAGAAAAUUCAGGUGUUAUUCGAGAUAAUCUAACAAGUAUGUGGAUUCCUGCUGGUUGGACAUGGGGUGGUAUAGCACGUUUAAUAUCUGCUGGUAAACAUGAAAUUGAUGUUGUUUUCUAUUCAAGUAUUGACGAUAUUAAACCUGGAAGAGAAUUUGAAACUGAUCGAUAUUUAAUUAGUAUUGAAGAAAAUAAUAAUGAUAAUCAACCUUGUCCUCGACCAAGUUUUGCUGUUAAUGAUCCAACGAUGAAAAAUAAACCAAAAUCAGCAGCAUUUGUACCACCACGUUUAGUACCCAAAGCAGAACCACCACCACCCGCACUAAUGCCUAUAUUAGAACGACAUAAUCCAAAUCAGUGGGGUUAUGCUGGCAUGACAACAGCUAUGAAACGUAAUGUUGAUGAUAAUAAUUCUAGUCAUGUAUCAACAACAUCAAAAUUUUCUCAUUUCAUUCCACCAACAUUUAAUAAACGUCAAACGAUUCAAUCUGAAAAAUCACAAGAACAAUCAGUUUUAUCAGCAUCUUCUAUUUCUAUUCAACAACAACCAGGGUUAUUAAACGAUGCUUUGAUUUCUCGAUUAUUGAACAAUACACGACCUAAUGAAAUUAAAUCUUCUCCUGUUAAACAAUCUCCUCAAAUUUCUUGGUCAGCAUGGGAUGAUAAAAAAUCUGAUGAUGAAGAUUCUGAUCCACCACCGAUAUGCGAAGAUAAAAAUAUUCUUCAACAACCACCUCCCAUAAAGCAAACAUAUAAUUGGCAUAGUUUAGUGAAAUCAACAGGUCAACAUGGACAAAUAAAUAAUGAAACAGAAAACACAGAACCAAUGCCAAAAUUUGAUUUUGAUGAUAGUUCUUUUGAUACCUUAUUUGAUAAUUCAGACGAAUAG